AUGGAGCACAGUGUUGAGAUCACUUAUUCGCACGCUUGGGAAGCUCGUGAGUUUGCAAUUGCAGCUGUUAGAGGUAUACCAGAAGAAAGUUAUGCUAAAAUACCUAAAUAUUUGCAUAUGAUCAAAGAAGCUAAUCCUGGUACGCAUACUCACUAUGAAACUACUGACGAUGGGAGAUUCUUGUAUCUAUUUAUGUCGUUUGGGCAAUCAUUUAGAGGAUUCUACAAUACAAUGCGUAGGGUCAUCGUUGUAGAUGGAAUGUUUCUGAAAAAUAAAUACAAAGGAGUUCUACUUGUUGCUACUGCUGUUGAUGGUAACUCUAAUCUGUAUCCGUUAGCAUUUGGAGUUGUUGAUUCAGAGAAUGAUGAUUCAUGGGGGUGGUUCUUCAGACAAUUGAAAGUGGUUGUUGCUGACUCCAACGACUUAGCUUUUGUUUCGGAUAGAAAUUCAUCAAUCGCUAAAGCUAUUGCCACUGUCUACCCUCGAUCAGCACAUGGAAUUUGCAUUCACCACUUGCGGACCAAUGUGGUUAAACAUUUUAAAGAGAAGGGGUUGACUGCCUUGGUCGAACAAGCUUCAAAGGCAUAUAGGUACACUGAAUUUCAGGAACGUAUCACCGAAAUUUUUGAUAUGAAUCCUGAGCUCGGAAGAUAUCUACGGGAGGCUGAUGUGCGAAAAUGGGCUCGUUCUGUCUUCCCUGGUUCCAGGUAUGACAUUAGGACCACAAACCCCGCAAAAUCCAUAAAUUCACUUCUGAAAAUACCUAGAGAAUAUCCGGUUAUUCCUUUACUGGAUAGUAUAAGAGAAUUCAUGACUCGAUGGUUCUACGAGCGUCGCCUAUUAAGCUCUAAACAUCUUGAUCCUUUAACCGUUAAGGUGGAGAAAAAGAUUGAUAGGAGAAUUGUGAAGGCAAAAAGAUUUCAGGUUUACAAGAUUGACAACUUCAGAUCGCUUGUGAAAGGAGACAUGUAUGAUUGUCAUGUUGAUUUGGGAAGAAGAACAUGA
Molecule: messenger RNA, 1005 nt
Organism: Raphanus sativus (radish)
Lineage: Eukaryota; Viridiplantae; Streptophyta; Magnoliopsida; Brassicales; Brassicaceae
Exons: 1
Coding region: 1-1005 (334 amino acids)
Source: RefSeq, a predicted model, not a curated record